Molecule: messenger RNA, 2379 nt
Organism: Sardina pilchardus (European sardine)
Lineage: Eukaryota; Metazoa; Chordata; Actinopteri; Clupeiformes; Clupeidae
Gene: p2ry4
Product: pyrimidinergic receptor P2Y4
Exons: 2
Coding region: 357-1445 (362 amino acids)
Biological process (GO): G protein-coupled receptor signaling pathway; transepithelial chloride transport
Cellular component (GO): plasma membrane
Molecular function (GO): G protein-coupled UTP receptor activity; G protein-coupled purinergic nucleotide receptor activity
Source: RefSeq, a predicted model, not a curated record
UGCAGCAAACAUUUAAAUAGAGCGUGUCUAGCUAUUACGCAGUAGAUGGGUUAAUAUAUAUAUAUAUGCCGUGCGUAGGCCUAUAGCCGACAUUCCGGACGGUUAGCGAUAGCCUAUUAAAAGUGUGCAGAAAGUUUUGUCUAAGAACAGAGUAGGGGCGGUCCACAGAAGAGGACAUGCGGCGCUCAUAUCUAGCUUACUAACUCAGUCAUGCAUUCAUACAUCACAGUGCAAACUCGUGGGUAAACACGACCACAUGCUCCAGAGGGCUGCGAUUAAUUCUAUAUUGGAUUUAAAAUUUGAGAAAAGCAAUCUAACAGUCGCCUGGAGUCUUCGCCAGCGAUAUUAAACCGAAGAUGAACUCCUACGCUUCGCUCACAGCACCCUUCGCUCCCACCACAAUGAGUGUGGUCAACCAAACCUGCCGCUUUGAAGAGGACUUUAAGUAUAUCCUGCUGCCUGUGUCCUAUGGACUAGUGUUUGUAGUGGGGCUGGCUCUGAACUCUCUUGCCAUGUGGAUGUUUAUAACUAAGAUGCGGCCAUGGAGCGCCAGCACGGUGUACAUGUUCCACCUCGCCCUGUCGGACACACUGUAUGUGCUCUCCUUGCCAACACUCAUCUACUACUACGCCAACCGCAGCCACUGGCCCUUCGGCGUGGUCACCUGCAAGACGGUCCGCUUCCUGUUCUACGCCAACCUCUACAGCAGCAUCUUGUUCCUCACCUGUAUCAGCGUCCAUCGCUACCUGGGCAUCUGCCACCCUAUCCGCUCCCUCACCAUGAUCAAACCCCGUCACGCCCACCUGGUGUGUUUCACGGUGUGGGUGGCCAUCACGCUGUGCCUGGUGCCCAAGCUCAUAUUUGUCACCACCACCAAGCGCGACAACGACACCCUGUGCCACGACACCACGCGGCCCGAGGACUUCCACUACUUCCUCACCUACAGCUCCGUGCUGAUGGUGCUGCUGUUCGUCAUCCCCUUCAUCGUCAUCAUGGUGUGCUACUGCCUGAUGGCCCGGGCGCUCUGCAGGCCCCGCAAAGGGCUGUCCUCCAGUCAGCAGAGCAACUCCUCGCGCACCAAGUCCAUCAAGCUCAUCGUGGUGGUGCUGGUGGUGUUUGCCGUGUGCUUCGUCCCCUUCCACAUCACCCGCACGCUCUACUACGUGUACAGGUUCCUGGACGCCGACUGCGCGUUUCUCAACGUGGUCAACUUUGCCUACAAGAUCACGCGUCCCCUGGCCAGCGUCAACAGCUGCCUGGACCCCAUCCUCUACUUCCUGGCCGGCGACCACUACCGCUCCCGGCUGCUGCGCGCCUUCACCCGGCAGACCACCAACUCGCACUCCGCAGCCUACCAGCAGACGCCGUCCAACAACAACAAGAAUGACAUUGCUCUGGUCUACAAGAACUCGGAGGCCAAAGAAAGCCCCAAGUCAGAGCGGUAGCCUCACAAAACGUUUCGACACAGACAGGACAUACCACUGCGCCUGGAACGCACCGCACGGCGGUUGGCGAGAGAGCCGCUCUGAGGUCUGGUGCUGCUUGUGGGCCGCUAAUCAAGUGUGUUGAGACAAGCCUCGGUGCGGCAUCCGCAUCUCAGCCCUCAGAAGUUCAGCCCGAAAAGAGAGCCGGCAUGGCUGCUGCUGUAAACAAUAGGAGGCCCAAAAUACAGGCAAACUGUCCAAGAACGCUGAAACGCUUUUCACCUAACCACAUCCUGUGUGUACAUCUAACCUCCUCCCAAUUGUUGUCAUGUCUGUUUAUAUCACUGAGGGGCACAGCACGGGCAUGAAAGCCAGCCGAACCCACAGGCCAUCCAUAGGAGAGCGGUGACUACACACAGACAGGCUGUGAGUGAGUGGCGCUCUGCAGUUGCUCUUUUUGGCCUGACCACUUCAUCUCACUGUACUGCCUGCUGGACAAAACGGCCCCUGUGUGCCUCUGAGGUGGAUUGUAGUCGCCUACCGCUGCCUCCGAGAAAUUCCAACACAGAGCCUGUUGUGUACCGAGUCUGAAAGCUUCUGUCUGGAGCACAAAGUCAUUCUAAUCUUCUCAUGCAUAGUGGUGCCUUGCCAAAGUUCUUUAUCAGGGCAUUCAGACAGUGCGGCGCAUUGUGCAGCGAAAAGCUGCGAGGAAAUUGAGCAUUUGAAUGUGAAGAAACUGUUGCCAACACAAGAGGAUGAUAGCGUAACAACGCCACCAAUUCACAUUCAGAUUUGUGGUCGGAACCCAGUGGAUCCACAGCUCAUGUUACAGAUUAAACAUGGCAUCUUGGGAAAUGUUGGAGAUAGGAGCGUGGGAGGUGUGUGUGUGUGUGUGUGUGUGUGUGUGUGUGUGUGUGUGUGUGUGUGUGUGUGUGUGUGUGUGUGUGUGUGUGUG